AAAGACCCUACUAAAGCAGGAAAAAAGUGAGAAAAAGAAAGAACCUAUUAGGUGUUCAACCCCGGAGCCGUGCGUCACACAAAAAGCUUCUAAAGAUAAACAUCAAACCUCCAGCAAAAAAAAACAAAAUUUACAAUUAGAUCGUGGAGGAAAUCUAUCAAUUAACUCAAAUGGUAGUAAUGAGCAAAUGAACCCCAUCUCUUCUCAAAAUCAAACACAGGUUCGAAGGUUCGACUUCUAAUUUUCUCCAAACUAGGACACAGCAUCACUUGAGAGAACCAUUGUGACAGAGUGGGAGCCGACGUAUCCCUCCACUCCAACAGAAUGGCCCUCCCAGCUAUCAAUGUAACAAACAUGUUGGUCAGACAAAGAAAUACUGCGGAUAUUUUGAGGUGCCAAGAGCUUUUGUAAAUGUUAUGCAAAUACUUGAGAUGAACGAUAUUCGAAGGAUUAACAAGAACACAAUCGGGUGUGCAUUGCUUCAGAAGAACAUCUGUCCCUGCUUUCUGAAGCUGAGAGACAAUUCUCCUGAACUGAGUGAAAUGUUGAUAGUUAACAGGGAGUAUCAGACCAAACUGACUGCAUUGAUUGACAGUGGAAAAUACGACACAACUGAAGACUUCACGGUUGUGCUGCAACCUUAUUUCACAAAUACUAUCACUCCAUUGAACAUCUUGGGCCUGCCAGACCUGAGCUUCUUUUCAGUAGAUUGCUUCCAUUUAAGUGAACGAGGACAAGCUGAGAUGGCCAUCGGCUUAUGGAACAACAUGCUGGAGCCAGUUGGACACAAGCAAAAUUACAACAACUUCACCUACGACAGAAGCAAGCUGAAGUGUCCAAGCUCUGGCUCACCUUACUUGUUCACACGAAGAAACAGCGCUGUGGAACCAGAGGUCACGCCUGGAAGUGGGGCGGACCAGAAAAUUUGGGUGCCUGUACUCAUAGCCUUGGCAGGGGUGAUCGCAGGGGCAGUACUUGUCCUGAUCAUGGCAAGGCUGAGAUCCCCGAAAUGCAAAAGCCGCAAUGAGGAACCAAUGGAGCUGAAUGGAAUUAAACUAUAAGACGUGGAUUAUUGAGAGUUUCUGUGAUUCUAUUUCAUUGGCUCUUUACAGCACCCUCAUUUGUGGCACCUUGUCAAAGGCCG
Messenger RNA from Hypanus sabinus (Atlantic stingray), 1144 nucleotides. RefSeq names its product phospholipase B1, membrane-associated-like. Bases 417 to 1061 code for a protein of 214 amino acids. The record is from RefSeq and is a predicted model, not a curated record. Gene Ontology annotation, cellular component: brush border membrane. Gene Ontology annotation, biological process: phospholipid metabolic process; bacteriocin immunity. Gene Ontology annotation, molecular function: A2-type glycerophospholipase activity; toxic substance binding; phosphatidylcholine lysophospholipase A1 activity. The transcript is spliced from 8 exons. Lineage: Eukaryota; Metazoa; Chordata; Chondrichthyes; Myliobatiformes; Dasyatidae.